Lentinula edodes (shiitake mushroom) is the source of this 510-nucleotide messenger RNA. RefSeq names its product splicing factor 3B subunit 5/RDS3 complex subunit 10. Gene Ontology annotation, cellular component: precatalytic spliceosome; U2 snRNP. The coding region runs from base 82 to 345 and encodes 87 amino acids. The record is from RefSeq and is a predicted model, not a curated record. The transcript has 6 exons. Gene Ontology annotation, biological process: mRNA splicing, via spliceosome. Lineage: Eukaryota; Fungi; Basidiomycota; Agaricomycetes; Agaricales; Omphalotaceae.
GAAUACAUACCAUUUCUGAUAUAUCCUACUUAUGGAUCCUUGAAUUUUGUACAGACUCUUUGCUCUUGUACACCGUGUAUCAUGUCUUCUGAACUUCGGUACACUGCCAAUACACAACUCGAACAUUUGCACGCUCGUUAUACGGGAACCGGCCAUGCGGAUUUGACGAAGUAUGAUUGGUUGACCCACCAGCACCGUGAUACUCUCUCCUCCAUAGUAGGUCACCCCACUUUGACGGCUUACCUUGCCAUCGCAGACGGCGCCUGUACUGGCCGAGUGAAGUAUGAGAUGACCGAAAAAAUGCUUCAGCCAUGCGGCCCGCCUCCUAGGAAAGACGAUGACUAGAUAUUUGGAUCGUAAAUACUCAUGUAGUUCAAUGGUAUUAGUAACGAUGUAUUCUCGUUACUGUCCGGGAACACCAAGCCGAGGUAUCUGCGCAAUGCCAAAUUAAGUUAAAGUGAGAGAGAUAGAGUGAUAUCCGGUUUGUCAAACAAUGUAUGCUGUUUUUGG